This is a messenger RNA of Diversispora eburnea, 1485 nucleotides long. The record is from the annotation of a GenBank genome assembly. Lineage: Eukaryota; Fungi; Glomeromycota; Glomeromycetes; Diversisporales; Diversisporaceae.
AUGAAUAGAAUCCAAGAGUCAAAAGUAUUACUUGAUGAAACAAGAAAAAGAUUAAAAGAAGAAAGAGACAAAAGACAGAAAAAAUUGGAAGAAGUAAUUGAAAUAGAAGAAGAAAUGGAUAGAUUAAUGAAAUAUGAAAAGAGUUUAGAAGAGCGGAUUAGUACGGAAAUUACAGAAUUAAUGUCUUUAGACACGCAAUUCGAAGACGGAAAAGGGAUAGAAGAAGUAAUUGAAAAAAUAAAAGAAAUAAAGAAAAUGAAGAACGAAUUCGUAGAAGAAAGGAAAGUUACGACUAGAGGGAUAGCAAAAUUCUUAAGAAAUAGAUGGGAUGAAAGGGAGCAAGAAUUAAACAAAAGAAUAGAAGAUUUACAGGAAAAGGAAGAUGCGUUAUUUGAUAAAAAACGAAGAAUUUUUUGGAAAUUAUACGGACAAGGGGUAAAACUUGAAAUGACUGAAGAAUUAAUGGAAAGAAUUCAAACGUUAACAGAAAUAAUUGAUGAAUCGGAUUUCGAAGGAGACUUUUAUGAAUGGGUAUUGAAUCAAGAGGAAAGAAAAAGAAAAAGUUGUGAUUUUAGAGUUGAAGAAAAAAGUACACAUGAACAACAAUUAAAAGAAAGGAAUAAAAGGUUGAAAGAAAAAGAAAAAGGAUUAUGUCCUUUAAACGGAAAGGAGUGUACAGACUCAGAACAAGAAGAAAGCAGUAAGAACGCGGAAAAAUGGGAAAAUUUGACAGAAAGUUACAACAGAAAGAAUGUCAGAUCAAAUACGAAACUAUGCAAAGAAUGUAUAGGACCAAUGGAAAAGGAACGAAAUGAAGAGUAUUGUAAAGAAUGUAUAACGAAAGGAAACUAUGGUCAGAAGUUAUUUCAGAAAGAAGUAAAGAGAAGGAAACCUUACGAAAUGAACAGGGAUAAAGAAAUUGUAGAAAAUAAAGUAAUCAUAACAAGGAUUAUCGAAGUAAAGAAAUGCGAAGAAUGUAAAGAAAAUCUACCAGAAUCAGGAAUAUGUCCAAAAUGUGUAAACAAUGAUACAAAAAUCUUAAUUUAUAAAACAUGUAGUAAUUUUUGGGUACCAGGAAGAAACAACCGAGUAUGGAAUGUAAAGUGUGCAUAUAUGGAUGAUAGAUCAAGAAUAGCGGAAGCAACAGGAAAAGAAGUGAAUGAUUUAUACGAGGCAAUGAAACGAAGGCCUUUAGAUCCACCAAAUCAGGCAUACAAACGAUAUAAGGAAGCAGGAUUUACAAAACCAGAAGGAAGCAUUAGCGGACAACAUCGAAAAUAUACAGGAAACAAUAAUGACGACAAAAACCCAGAAAAAUGUAUUUGCUUUAUGAAAAAAAGAGCUGGAAACUAUUUAGCUUUAAUAUGUUAUCACCAUAAACAUGCAGUAAAAAAAAGAAGAAAAACAUUGAAAGAAGGAAAUUCCAAGUAUAAAGGAAAAAGGAAUAGUCAAAGAAGAAUACCCAGACUUAUGCGAAGAAUAUGA